Molecule: messenger RNA, 2484 nt
Organism: Salvelinus sp. IW2-2015
Lineage: Eukaryota; Metazoa; Chordata; Actinopteri; Salmoniformes; Salmonidae
Product: gap junction Cx32.7 protein-like
Biological process (GO): cell-cell signaling
Cellular component (GO): connexin complex
Molecular function (GO): gap junction channel activity
Source: RefSeq, a predicted model, not a curated record
CAUUAACAGAACUUGGUCAGCAGGCUUGGCGAGACUAGUCCAAUACCUGAAAUAGUUAACUUGGGACAUGACUCAUUGAUCAUUCUGUCUGGCCCAAUUGAUUGGUCCCUUUGACUUGGUCAGUUGAAUACAAUUAGUUGUACUACACAUGCAGAUUUAUAUCAUAUCCAAACAUAAUCACAACCUAUAGUACAAAUAUUUGAACAUUUAAAUAGCAUGCAUUUGACAUGUAUUGAUGUCCAGAGCUUGGCCAUGAGAUGGUUGGCAGUAUUGGUAACAUGUCCUACUGUGUCUGUGUGGUGUCCUGCUGUCAACAAUUGUGUGGUAAAACUAGCCCCAGGCCAUUGUCCAGUCGCUUGGUGGAUCGAUCCUCGCAUUUUAUGAGUCCUGCUUGCAACAGAUUGGAGAGACAUUCACUGUAGCUAUGCUCAGAGAUGGGUUGCCUAUCUCUUCAAUCGGUGGAAACAAARGUUUAAUUCUACCAAAUAAUCCGUUCUUUCUGAAGCAAGUGGAACACAACCUAGUUGAAAUGUAAGUUAAUUCUAACUCUUAAAUCCUUUGAGAUGUUUUAUUUUAUUUUGCCUUAUUGGAUCAAUCAAUUUAGUAAAAAGCAAUUGUUUUGCAAUCAUGAAAAAUAUACACAGUAAACCUUUAUGAAAUAAUUGCUUAUACUGUAAGAUAUUUAUGUUAUACUAUGGCCCAGUGGAAGUUUGUUAAAUCGUUAUUUAUUUUUUUACAGCAUAAGGAUAUGUGAAACAGAAGAUGGGGGAUUGGAACUUGUUGGGGAGUAUCUUAGAAGAGGUACAUAUUCAUUCAACCAUUGUGGGAAAAAUCUGGCUAACCAUCCUUUUCAUAUUCCGGAUGCUCGUACUUGGUGUGGCAGCAGAGGAUGUUUGGGACGAUGAGCAGAGUGAGUUUGUGUGCAACACGGACCAGCCUGGGUGUAAGAAUGUGUGCUACGACGAUGCAUUCCCCAUUUCUCUUAUCCGAUACUGGGUGUUACAAAUCAUUUUCGUGUCCUCUCCCUCUCUGGUGUACAUGGGACAUGCACUGUACCGUUUAAGGGCCCUUGAAAAAGAGAGACACAAAAAAAAAGCUUUCCUGAAAGCAGAGCUAGAGGGCGCUGAGCCCAUUCAUGAAGACAGACAGAGAAUGAUAGAGAGGGAGCUGAGGAAGCUGGAGGAACAGAAGAGAGUAAGGAAAGCUCCACUCAGGGGCUCCUUGCUUCGCACAUAUGUUUUCCAUAUCUUGACGAGGUCGGUGGUGGAGGUUGGCUUCAUAGUCGGACAAUAUGUACUCUAUGGCAUUGGGCUGGAUCCUUUGUACAAAUGUGAGAGAUUGCCUUGCCCAAACAGUGUGGAUUGCUUUGUGUCCAGACCAACUGAGAAGAACAUUUUCAUGAUCUUCAUGCUCGUCAUCGCUGGGGUUUCUUUGUUCUUGAAUCUCCUCGAGAUAUUCCACCUGGGAGUGAAGAAAGUCAAACAAAGUCUGUAUGGAAAUAAAGGUGCAGAUGAUGACAGCAUAGUAUACAGGUCCAAGAAAAACUCCAUGGUCCAGCAGGUGUGUGUCCUUACAAACUCAUCUCCCCAAAAGAUGAUGCAGUUCACUCAGACAGCUUGCACAAUGGAUGCUGUCCCCUUGUACAUGCCUUCAGUAGCUCCUCACAACGAUGGUGGUGGCACCAACGGCUCAGAGCAGUACCCUAGACAGCUGGGGGCCGUGGAGCGCUGCUACACCCUGGACCAGAGGGACCACUCAUGCAGCAGUGAUGACUCCAACGGGCCUAAAGGCUCAGGCCAAACUAGGCACGACGGAGCACAGCCACCACCUUCACUCAUGGCCAGCCAUAUGGAGAUACCAGCAGCCCUGCAGAACCAGCUGCGCAAACAGAGCCGGGUCAGCGCUCUGCAGGACUACAGUGACAUGAGUGAUUCACCUGACAGUGACCACUAUCCCACGGCGAGGAAGGCUAGUUUCAUGUCCCGGGGACUCUCUCAGACCAACCUGGCCAGUCCUCCUGAUAGCCCUAACUCCGGGAGUGGGGCGGACACAGAGGCCAAGCGUAUCGCCCAAGGAGAGAGCCCACCUAUGACCCCGCCUCCAGCCAGUGGACGAAGAAUGUCAAUGAGCAUGAUUCUGGAACUGUCUUCAAUCAUGAAAAAGUGAGAACUGGCUGAGGGACCAGAAGGAUCUGGGUGGGGACCCUGAUCGCAAAGCGACACUUCCUUCUAAUUGCCUAAUUGUAUUCAUAAUAACAUAUGUAUAGAGCUCGCAAGUUUGUAAUCCUAAAAACUGGAAAAUUAGUUACCACUGUUUCGUUCAGCCAUUCCUAUGGGGGAAAUGAAUAGGGAAAGAAUGGGGCUUUAGGAUGAACACCYAAAAUAAGGUKUUCGUAGCUCUUCUACYUUUUUGUUCUAUGAGAUAAUAUCAGUCAGUUAACAUGACCUUUUUGAAUUAUGAACCCUUUAUGUGCUUGUUUUGAUU